GCUCAUCCGAAACUCUCUCUAGAAACAGUAAUUUUGGUAAUGAAUGAAAACUUGUGUCUGUCAAACACAACAUUGACAAGUGGUCGUUUUGGGAAGGGCUUAGAGCCGAUUAUCUCACCGUUACCGGUUCGAAGGGUUCACCUAUAAAUGUCCCGUUCUAGAAACGGGAUGUUCUCUAAAUAGUGAAAGCGCGAGUUAUAAAUAAGUCUAACGAAACCUAGACAGUUGAAUGAGAUCCCCUUUUUUUAUUCAGAAGUACCUGGGCGUCCUUUGAAAUGGAAUACAAAUUAGGACAAAGUGUCUACGAGCCACGUUCUAUUUUUUUAGGUUCGCUUUUAUUGUUAAAAUUAUAGAUCCAGUUAUGGUCAUUCAAGCUUUUGUUUGUGGUGUAAUUGUCAAAAUUAUGACUUGUCCGGUGCGAAAAUUUGUAGAUUAUGCUAAAACCGAAGCGGUAGUUGCUCCAGUAUUUUUUAAAAGAACAAGUUACGUUAAACCUUCUAAGGAGAUUUUUUUACAUCCGCCCAAGAUGUUGGCGAGCCACUUGUUACGAAACCGACCUCUUGGUAAGGUACUUGGCGUAUCUGGACCCGCAUUUACGUCACACGUCAAAUAUUCCCACACCAAUAUUCGAGUGCCCGACUUUACAGAUUAUAGACGAAAACCAUCCUUGGAUCUUUACAAAAAGAAUCGCGAAACUAUAGACGACCGCCAAAGCUUUACCCACGCAAUUGCCGCGACGGGUUGCAUCGCCGGCGUCGGGUUUGCCAAGUUUACCAUUUCAACGCUCGUGAUUUCGAUGACGGCCGCCGCGGAUGUGAUGGCGUUGGCAAAAAUCGAGGUGAAACUUUCAGAAAUAGCCGAAGGGCAAAAUGGAACGUACAAAUGGAGAGGUAAACCUUUAUUCAUAAAGCACAGGACGCCUAAAGAAAUCGCGACCGAACGGGCCGUACCUCUUUCCACGCUCAGAGAUCCGCAGAGCGACGAAAGUAGGACGAAGAGGCCAGAGUUCCUGGUGGUGUUGGGGGUAUGUACGCAUUUGGGAUGUAUUCCUAUUCCCAACUCGGGAGAUUGGCCCGGAGGUUUUUACUGUCCUUGCCAUGGAUCCCACUACGAUGCCUCUGGUCGCAUUCGAAAAGGACCUGCUCCUCUGAACUUGGAGGUUCCAGAACACACAUUUGUUGGCGAUGAUCUGUUAGUUGUAGGAUAAAUCUCUAAAUAAAGUAGAUUACG
Molecule: messenger RNA, 1230 nt
Organism: Photinus pyralis (common eastern firefly)
Lineage: Eukaryota; Metazoa; Arthropoda; Insecta; Coleoptera; Lampyridae
Product: cytochrome b-c1 complex subunit Rieske, mitochondrial-like
Exons: 1
Coding region: 362-1207 (281 amino acids)
Biological process (GO): mitochondrial electron transport, ubiquinol to cytochrome c
Cellular component (GO): membrane
Molecular function (GO): quinol-cytochrome-c reductase activity; 2 iron, 2 sulfur cluster binding
Source: RefSeq, a predicted model, not a curated record